CAAGCCGUUACAUCCUACUCAUCGAGGCUGGCCUCAUUCACAUCAUUUUCUAUCCUCAACUCCACCACGCGGUAUCCAAACUCGCGCGCUGGACGCGCCCUUAGAAUCACUCUAGUGUUCAUUUUCCUAUCCGAACGCGGUCGCGGUGAAGUACAAUGGGAAACCGCUGCAGCAGGAGACAAGUUCUGUCCAAAGGACAUCGUGUUUGUACCAACUCGCCGCCGUCGCCACAAGUGAACUCCUGGGAUAGUGAUGACCAGAUAUCCGAUGAUGGCGAUGGAAGCGGCAGUGGAGAAACAGUUUGGCCUACUAUUCGGCGCGGUAACGGGUCUGACUUCGUUUCAAUGGCCAUUCCAAAUGUCACCUCUGACGAGAUUUCUUACCUUCUCAUGAUGGACGACUUUGGUAGAAAGUAUCGCUUGCCUCUGUUUCUGCUUUCGCCUACAUGUUCCUCUGAAACUGUGCAGAAUGCCAUGUCUGCGCCAGCACUAGCAUCAACGCCUAAUAGUAAUACCGCUCAGUCACCCUUCGUUACUUCUCCUCUGCCAAGCGGCCCUUCGUCUCCAGCUUCAUCUCCAGCCGGCAGCACACCUGUAGCUCCACCCGCCGUCGACCCUACGUCUCUACCAGUAUCUCCAAUAAAUAUUCUUGCGACACGGCCCCCACCCCCCGUCACUGCGUUUGUCGUGCCCCUCCCUUGUGUAGGCGCCAUUCUUCUCGUCGCUGGCUGCAUGUCUCCGCAUUCGUCACAAUCGCCAAUUGGACCAAGAACGUACACGUGACGCAGAGAAGCUAGCUGUCAUGCAAUUCGAGUUUUGGAAGUUUCAGGUCGUAUCAUAGCGACGUGCUGUCCAAGAGUCAGGACGAUAUCUGUCACUAUGGAUCCGCCAUGCCAGUUCCGCUUUUCAUGCCCGUCGAGAUGCCACGAGAAGGAACGAGACAAAUGCCUUACUUUGCGCCUCCGAUGUACUACCGUGACAGCGGACGGAAAUAUAGCGAAUGUCGCUCGACAUUUUCUCGAUCAUCCAGGCGAUGCGAUUCCUCUCAUUCUUCGCAUUCACAGCAGUUGACUAGAUCGCCUUCACGAAGGAAUUCCGGUCACGCAUACCUUCUUCCUUCAAUAACGACAAGUUCCCCGGUUGUGGACGUGGAGGAAGGAGAUGGUCAUCACGGGAUCAGCAUAACAGACGACGUCCUCUCAGAGUAUAUGCAGCCUUCACCCCUUCCACCA
Guyanagaster necrorhizus is the source of this 1231-nucleotide messenger RNA. RefSeq lists its product as uncharacterized. NCBI's taxonomy places the organism in Eukaryota, Fungi, Basidiomycota, Agaricomycetes, Agaricales, Physalacriaceae. The record is from RefSeq and is a predicted model, not a curated record. The coding region runs from base 156 to 782 and encodes 208 amino acids. The transcript is spliced from 4 exons.